GGAUUUCAAAGUUGUGUAUGAACGACUGGGACUCAAUCUGCAUAUUGAACCCUCACUUCUGAAAGCAAGACACGCCAACAACUAUCUAUAAUGGCACAACCACCUCCAGGACCUGGAGGACUCUACAGAGCUCCUCCUAUAUACAGAUUCGCUGGUACAGCAUUGGGAGCAAGCAUGUGGUUCUUCUUGAUGUACCGCGCGAAGAAAGAUGGUCCCGCAUUGUUGGGCUGGAAGCAUCCUUGGGAUCAUUGAACGUUAGGAUGAGAAAGUGAUGCAGGGGCAGCCAGGAUGUAUCCAUAUGCUGCCAGGACAUAGACAAUUAAGAGAUACCGUCCAAAGCAGACUCUGGAAUCACAAUACGGAUAGUGGGCCGAGAACUGUACAUAUGGAAGGAAAUAUAUCAUUGGGCA
Botrytis cinerea B05.10 is the source of this 410-nucleotide messenger RNA. RefSeq lists its product as hypothetical. The record is from RefSeq and is a predicted model, not a curated record. Lineage: Eukaryota; Fungi; Ascomycota; Leotiomycetes; Helotiales; Sclerotiniaceae. The coding region runs from base 91 to 252 and encodes 53 amino acids. The transcript has 4 exons. Gene Ontology annotation, cellular component: mitochondrial inner membrane.